AUGGUAACUAUCAACGAUACCAUAUUUACAACCAAACCAUCCACCACAGAUGAUGAUGCUACUGCUGCUGCUAAUACAACCACACCAGGUAAGACGGUGAUUUCUCCCGUCGAACCAUCCAAUAAUAAUAGCAAUACUCUUGAUAUCACCAGUAGUUUCUCUGAUCCAGAAUCAGGUAAUGGUGAUGAUGGUAGCACCAGUUCAAGUGGUAGCAAUCACAAUAGUCAAUCAAUCAAUCACACCAAUGACAAUAACAACAACAAUGAUAAUGACAUUAACAACAAUGAUAUUGAGAUAGAUCAUCAAGAAGAAUAUAUUCAAUCUCAUCAUGAUGAUGAUCCAUUACUUGAUUUUGUAGAUGAAAUUCCAUUAUUAAUCACGGAUCAUGAUGUAUUUAGUGAUGAAGAUAGUUUUUCAAUCAGAUCAUCGAUUGACAAUCAUUUCAAACAAGAAGAAGAACAACAAAAACAACAACGUUUACAAUUCCAAUUACAACUUCAAUCACAAGCAAGAUUCCAUCGUCCAACUACUUUAUCUCAUGAGAUCACUAAUCACAACAAUAAUAAUAUUAUUAAUGGUAAUAUUAAUCACAUUGUGCGUGAAGGGACACCUGCAACAUCAAUCCCGGCAUCUUCACCAAUGGCCAAACAAGAUAAUCCAACCCCAAGUGAUCACGAUGUUGAUGAAACUAUUGUUCGUAAACCACCACCUAUUUUAACUGAACAAAUUCGUGAAUCAAUCAUUGCUUCUAAAAUCAUUGAAAAGCAAAAACAAGAACAACUCAAGAAACAACAAUCACAAUCACAACAAGAUCAAAUCCAACAACAGGAACAAUCACAAUCACAAUCACAAGAUCAGUCAGUUGAAUCAAAGCAAGAUAAGAUCUUCACCAAAGAUGGCUUAACUUUCUCUCAAUUCAAACAAGAAAGAAAUCAAUUGAUGUCAAUCAUAAUCAAAUACAUCGCCACCAAGAUCCAUAAUUCAUUCCCUCCCGAAAGACCAAAGAUGUUAACUAAUGGACAAUUGGAAUUAUCCUUGGAUAAAUUUCUCUUAUUAUUAACAUCGAGAUUAAAAUUGAAUUUAACGAUGUUUAUGAAGGGGAUCAUCUAUUUAUUCAGAUAUAUGGAUAUCAUUUAUUUAUUAAGAUAUCUUAAUCAAACCAAUAAUUUCGUUAAUUAUAACGAUAUGGGAUUUGAAUUGAAAAAAUUGAUUAUUGGAUGUUUUAAAUUAGCCAUUCUUCGUGAAAAGAAGAUCUCCAGCAAGGAUCAAUCUCAAAAGACAAUCACAUCUUCCAAUCAAACUACUGAAAUUGGUGGUGAUCAAUUUAAUUUCAAUUGGUCUCACAUCACAGGUUUGCCCAAUCUGGAAAUCAAUCAAAUUGUAAAAACCAUCAUGAAUAGAAUGAAUGGGAAAUUAUUGAUUAAAGAUGUGGAAUUAGUGAGAUUAAAGUCGGAAAUAUUUAGAUUUGUUAAAAUGGUUGCAACUGAAGUUUAA
Messenger RNA from Scheffersomyces coipomensis, 1494 nucleotides. RefSeq lists its product as uncharacterized. The record is from RefSeq and is a predicted model, not a curated record. The transcript has a single exon. NCBI's taxonomy places the organism in Eukaryota, Fungi, Ascomycota, Pichiomycetes, Serinales, Debaryomycetaceae. The coding region runs from base 1 to 1494 and encodes 497 amino acids.